AUGACGGGGCAUGACGAGGCGGGCGACGAGGCGGGCGACGAGGCGGGCGACGAGGGCCCCGGAACCACAAGCAGGGCCGCAAUGACCAACGUUACCGCACCGUACCACACCAAAAUUACCAGGCUGCCGCAUGCUGGCCAGAAACGCCCCAAACGCCAAAAACGUGCCACUGUCGAUCUCCGGCCUGUUGCAACUUGCAUCGGGCGGUGGCAGAGUUUCGGUGCCAACUCGUGGAGAAUCGCACACGCAUCGCUUGAAAAGACUCGAAAAGGCUCCAACGACUCGAAGGGACGCACAAGACUCGACCCGAUUCGGAAGAACGUGCCCCUGCUGUUGGACUGGGAGUAUCCUAAAUCCCGCGAAGAAUCCAACAUGAUCCAGAACUCCCGUGGCGGCGCCGCAGUUGGUGAUCAAAAACAUCCCCCUGAUCACGCUGGAUCACGGGUGGAGAUCACUGCCAACAACUCGAAUCUCCCAACACGCGAGAGGGUGAUCGCGGUGCUCUAUGGCUUCUCUAUGGCUACAAUCUCGGAUCUGAUGAAUUCCUCCCGCCCCGACCUGACCCCAAACAAUGUGCUAGCGGCCGGGCUAAGCUUUUUCGCGGAGGCGGUUCGCAACCCCCGUCGCGCCGCGAAGUCGCACGCGAGGCACUGA
Molecule: messenger RNA, 654 nt
Organism: Penicillium macrosclerotiorum
Lineage: Eukaryota; Fungi; Ascomycota; Eurotiomycetes; Eurotiales; Aspergillaceae
Exons: 3
Coding region: 1-654 (217 amino acids)
Source: RefSeq, a predicted model, not a curated record